GCAGCCCUGGCCGACUACCUGUUUGUCCAUUCAGUAUCCUUGUGGCCACGGAAUGAGUCAGCUGGAGGAGACCACAACCAACGCACGCCUCAGAUGGAUCUGCAUCUGUGGCCUGGCCAUCUCCCUGUACUCGCUGUACGUCAAGUGGCAGCUGGACCACAAUGCGGACUACGUGGCCAUGUGUGAUCUGGCGGAGAAGGUUAGCUGCACGGCGGUGUUCAAGUCAGACUAUGGCCGUGGCUUUGGCCUGACGCAGCUGCUCUUUGGCUCCACCUCCAGCUCGUAUCUGAAUCCCCCGAAUGGCGCCAUUGGCAGUGUCUUCUAUGUGCUGCUCUUUGUCAGUUCCUUCUUCGAGCAUCGCUGGCUGUGCCUGCUGCAACUUUUGCUGUCCAUUCUGACGCUUCUUCUCUGCUUCUAUCUGGGACUGCUGCUCCUGUUCGUUCUGUUCGAUUGCUGUGUGGUCUGCCUGCUCAUCUAUGUGCUGCACACGCUGCUCUUCCUGGAGGUCCAUGGGCGUUACAAGCGACUCCACUUAGAGCCCAGCCAGAAGUUGGCCCUUGAGUGAAUUCGUGUACAAAACUGCAGAUUAAAAAGUGAAUCUAGAAGC
This is a messenger RNA of Drosophila subobscura, 607 nucleotides long. RefSeq names its product vitamin K epoxide reductase complex subunit 1 (gene Vkor). The transcript has 3 exons. The record is from RefSeq and is a predicted model, not a curated record. NCBI's taxonomy places the organism in Eukaryota, Metazoa, Arthropoda, Insecta, Diptera, Drosophilidae. Gene Ontology annotation, biological process: peptidyl-glutamic acid carboxylation; vitamin K metabolic process. The coding region runs from base 53 to 565 and encodes 170 amino acids. Gene Ontology annotation, molecular function: vitamin-K-epoxide reductase (warfarin-sensitive) activity.